Xyrauchen texanus (razorback sucker) is the source of this 1331-nucleotide messenger RNA. RefSeq names its product leukocyte cell derived chemotaxin 2, tandem duplicate 1 (gene lect2.1). NCBI's taxonomy places the organism in Eukaryota, Metazoa, Chordata, Actinopteri, Cypriniformes, Catostomidae. Bases 88 to 576 code for a protein of 162 amino acids. The transcript is spliced from 5 exons. The record is from RefSeq and is a predicted model, not a curated record.
AAUCGAUAAAAUCUAAGUUCAACAAGCCAAAGAGACAGAACGACACAGCAGAGCUACAGGGAAGUCCCAGAAAACACAAAGGCUUACAUGAUCAUGCGACUUUACAUCCUUUUCUGUGUUCUGUUUUCGGCAGAACUUUUCAGCCCUCUUAUUGAUGCUAGUCAAGUGAAAUUUGGCCCCCUUUGCAGUGGCAACCCAAGUAACAGUAAAAGAGGAUGCGAUAAAAACUAUGGCUGUGGAAACUAUGGAGCCAGUCGAAAUAAUGGCAAGCGCAAACACAUGGGUCUUGACAUUGUGUGUGCUGAUGGAGCCACAGUUUAUGCCCCAUUUGAUGUGAAGUUGAACGGCAAAGCUGUACCUUACACAAAGGACAAUGCUAUCAAUGAUGGCAUUAGCUUGAGCGGAGAAGGUCUUUGCUUCAAGAUGUUCUACAUUAAACCAGACCGUUACUCUGGAACUCUAAAGAAAGGGCAAAAGAUUGGAACUUUACUCCCAAUGCAGAAGGUCUAUCCUGGCAUCACUUCUCAUGUUCAUGUUCAAAUGUGUGACAAAUCAGAUCCCUCCAAAUACUUCUAAUGCUGAUAAAGCUUUUAACCAUCUGCAAUAAUCAAACAACCCAAAUUUACUCACAUUCAGGAAUUCAUGUGCCAUUUAUUUCAUUUUUUUUUUUACCACUUUAUGCUUUAAAGAAUUAAACAUUAAGAAGUACUUCUAAUAAUCUCCUAUCUACAAUUGCACGAGUAGUCAAAUACUUUGCGCAAUGCUUUGCAAUCCAGCAAUAAAGUUUUGGAGACUUGUCCUGAGUGUUUUGACUUAACAAGGAGUUCUUGUGGUAACUACUGCCAACAAAGUAUUUAUAAAUUGUCCUUUUUUUUGGAAAUUCAUGUUUAUAUAAAACAAAGACAUAGAAGUUACAACGCCAGCAAAAUGCUAACACAUUCUGCAUUGAAGUAAUACACAUGUAUUGUUAAUUAAGGGGAAGCAAUGGUCGUAUGGUCAAAACAUAUCAAUUUGUUCUGUGGUUCAAAUACAUUCACAGAAGACUCAAAAAAAAAAAUCAUACCACAUGUAUCUGAUGAAACAUGGUGAAUGUUUGUGCUCUAAUGAAUUUUAAUGUUUAGUUCGAAUCAAACAGCUUUAAUUUUGUAAGUAUCCUGUCUAUGUGCUGUCUAUUCCUGUCUCUUUGUAGCAACCAUUAAUUCAACAUUUCAUCCAUGUGUGUGUGUCAGUGCAGCACACUUUUUACACAAACUAAUUACACAAAGCAGGAGACCUUUUCUAUAACUCUCUGAGAACAUGGUGAAAAAAUAAAACAGGACAUCAACCACAAA